AUGGCUUCUCUAAGAGCUGCGGCGCAAUUGCCUCCAAUGGCUUCAAGAGUCGUUCCACGAACAUUACGAACAUAUGCCACUACAAGUGUCAAACCAUUCUUCACCGGUGAACCAGAGAAACCACAUAUUAAGACUGCUAUUCCAGGUCCCGAAUCUCAAAAGGCAAUCACGGAAUUGGAUGAAGUGUUUGAUACUAGAAGUUUGAAUAUGCUAGCCAAUUACCAAAAGAGUUCUGGCAACUACAUCGCGGAUCUAGAUGGAAAUGUAUUAUUGGAUGUUUACGCACAAAUUGCUUCGAUUCCAGUUGGAUACAAUAAUCCUCAUCUUCUCAAAGCUGCACAAUCCGAACAAAUGGCAUCUGCCAUCAUCAACCGUCCCGCCCUUGGAAACUUCCCCUCGCACGAUUGGGCCGAAAUUCUUAAGACUGGUAUUCUGAAGGUAGCACCAAAGGGUCUUGAUCAGGUGUUCACUGCUAUGGCAGGUUCAGAUGCCAAUGAGACUGCAUACAAGGCUGCAUUUAUGUAUCGUCGACAACAAGAGCGUGGUGGUGCCCAUGUGGAAUUCUCGCAGGAAGAUAUUACUUCAUCUAUGCUUAACCAAGCACCAGGUGCUCCUCAAUUAUCUAUCAUGUCUUUCAAGACUGGUUUCCACGGGCGUCUAUUCGGUUCCCUCUCCACCACUCGGAGCAAGCCAAUUCACAAACUCGAUAUUCCUGCUUUCGAUUGGCCACAAGCUACCUUCCCCCUUCUCAAAUACCCACUCGAAGACCACGUCGAGGAGAACAGAAAGGCAGAAGAAGAGGCUCUCGCCGAUGUUGAACGUAUCAUCACCACUCACCACCUCCCACCUUGUGCCGUCGUAGUCGAACCCAUCCAAUCUGAAGGAGGAGACAACCACGCAUCUCCCGCUUUCUUCCGUGGUCUUCGCGCCCUCACCAUCAAACAUAAUGUCCUCCUGAUCGUCGACGAAGUUCAAACUGGUGUAGGUGCCACCGGUAAAUUCUGGGCUCAUGAACAUUGGAACCUCGAAACCCCUCCCGACAUGGUUACCUUCUCCAAGAAAGCCCAAACUGCCGGUUACUACUUUGGAAACCCUGAACUCCGCCCCAACAAACCAUACCGUCAAUUUAACACCUGGAUGGGGGACCCAGCUCGUGCUAUCCUCUUCCGUGCCAUCAUCGAAGAAAUUGAACGUCUCGAUUUGGUUAACAAUACCGCCAAGGUUGGAAACUACCUUUAUGGAGAACUCGAACGCUUAGCCAAGCAAUAUCCAGGAGAAGUACAAAACUUGAGAGGUAAAGGACAAGGAACAUUCUUGGCCUUUGAUAGCCACCGCAGAGAUGAGGUCGUGAAGAAGGCUAAGGACGUUGGUAUUAACAUUGGUGGUUCUGGCGAGCGAGCCGUUCGUCUUAGACCUAUGUUGAUUUUCCAAGAACACCACGCCGACAUUUUGUUAGAAGGCCUUGAGAAGAUCUUCAAAUCCUAG
Messenger RNA from Sclerotinia borealis F-4128, 1485 nucleotides. The record is from the annotation of a GenBank genome assembly. Lineage: Eukaryota; Fungi; Ascomycota; Leotiomycetes; Helotiales; Sclerotiniaceae.